UCCCUCCUGUCUUUCAGACAGACUGUUUUUGCUGCAUUGAACGGUAGCCGUGGAGAGAGGGAAAACGCAAGAAAAACAAAGAAGCCGAAGAAGGAAGAUAAAAAAAAAAGUCAAUAUAGACAUAUCCAGAGAGACCUCAGAUCCAGCGCCAGCUAUCCUGCAUCACAAGGACCACUUCCAGACCAGAACCAACGGCGACAAAGAGUGCAGGACCCGGACUCCAGAGGCGUAUAUCGGUAAUACUCUGGUAACACCCCGGUGCUCCUCUGCCUACCCUCGUGAGGAUUCAUCGAGACGAACAAACAGAUCUGUGUGUCCAACCGACCAUGGCAUUCCCUUCUUACCCGGUCCCUGGUCUAUGGACUCUGAGCUUAUUGACACUACUGGCAGCCUCUGUUCAAAGCAACUUCAUCGUUUUUGACGAAGACCCCAUGCAGCCGGUGACCCAGGACGAGACGGUGUCAGUGGGCGGCACGGUGACCCUGACCUGCCGGGUGACAGAGAGCGACAACUCCUCCCUGCAGUGGUCCAACACGGCCCAGCAGACUCUGUACUUUGGAGAGAAGAGAGCUCUGAGAGAUAACCGUAUCCAGCUCCACCAGUCAACAGGCACAGAGUUGUCCAUCACCAUCGGAGACAUCCAGCUGUCAGACGAGGGGGAGUACACCUGCUCCAUCUUCACCAUGCCCGUCCGCACUGCCCGUGCCACCGUCACUGUGCUAGGUGUCCCUGGUAAGCCUCAGAUCUCUGGCUAUGAGGAUGCUGUGCAGGAAGGGGGCAAAGUCACCCUCACCUGCACCAGCUCCGGGAGCAAGCCUCCCGCCAAACUACACUGGUACAGGGACCAGAAGGAACUCACAGGUCGCCCUGAUGUGGUGGAGUCUAACCCUGGUGAGCCGACCUACACAGUGAUCAGUGAGCUGACUCUGACUGUGGGCCGAAGCGAUGAUAAUGCUCUGAUUGCCUGUGCUGUAGACCACCCUUCUCUGGCCCAUGGGGACAAAGGGAGCGAGCAACGCAUUAGAGUCCUGUUCACCCCAGACGUAACUAUCCAGCCUGAGAGUGAUCUGCCCAGAGAGGGAGGAAAGUUCCACCUGCAGUGCAUUGCCAACGGAAACCCCGAGCCUAUCUCGUACGUGUGGCAGAAGAAGGAUGGAGAGCUCCCCCCGCUGGCCAAGGUGGAUGGUAGUGUCCUGCGCUUUGAGAUGCUCAACAAAUCAGACAACGGCAUGUACCUUUGUCAGGCCGACAAUGGCAUCGGGAAGGUGCAGGGACAGUACACACUGUUGGUGCAAGAUGGUCCAGACAACAUUGCAGACCCCACUGCCAUGUCUACCUCUUCAGGAGUGGACCAUGCUGUGAUUGGAGGAGUGGUGGCGGUCAUCGUCUUCAUCCUGCUCUGUCUGCUCAUCGUCUUGGGCAGAUACCUCAUCAGACACAAAGGGACAUAUCUUACCCACGAGGCCAAGGGCUCCGAUGACGCUCCCGACGCCGACACGGCCAUCAUCAACGCCGAGGGCGGCCAUUCCGGAGCAGAGGACAAGAAGGAGUACUUCAUCUAGGGAGGGGUCGGGAGGGGGAGAGGAACGCCUCCAUUUGUCUUCACAAGCUUCAGUUCUUCACAGCAGCCAGAGGGGGAGGAGUAGGGGACAGACAGACAGGGAAAUGGUGAAAUAUAAGAUUCGCCAGUACUGAGACUGACAGGAAAAACAGAAAAGCUUCACCUGCAUUGAAAACAGUGCGAUUAUUUGCACUUAUAUACAUGACUUCCUCAUGUCCACUGACACACACACACACACACACACACACUAUGUGUUACGUGUCACUGACACACUGUUACACAUCCUGUUCAUGCUCACAUGAACAUACAAACAGGCACAUGUCCAUGGAACAGGAUCAUAGUAAUGCAAAGUAAUGUUCGAUUUCUUGAUUUAAGAGGAAAAACACAUUUUUUAUACAUGCAUAUACAGUACAUAUACAUGUUUCAUUAGCAUUCAACUGUCAGUGACACAAAUGCAAAAAUUGUACUCCACAUAUUAUUGCAAAAAUGUCAUUCCCAUUCCAGCGUGUUAUGCUGAAAUACAGUUUCUGAACCACCAAACGCUGUCCCCCACCCAUUUAUCCAUACCAUCCCUCCCACUCAUCUGUCUUUCAUUUUCCCUAUUGUCUUCUCUCUGUUCUAUCACUCCCCACAUAGACUACUACAGACCAGGACAGACUCUAUAUGACAUUCUUCUGUUCAGAAAUCUGUCUCAAAUCAAUCAACAACAACUGCUGUACAUAACCUCUCUCUCUUUCCCGUCUUUCUCUGUCACACACACACACACACACACACACAAACAAACAAACAGACCAAUACAACCCCUAUUCCCUACAUAGUGCACUACUUUUGACCAGGGUCCAUUGUAACAUGAAGGCAACAGAAUCUAAACACAUGACAAUACAAUGCAACAGGGGUUCUUGAAGUAUGAAUAUUACUAACAACAACAGAUGAAACUCAUUUUGGCCAAGGGAUCUGUGGAAUAAGUUUAGAGGGUGUAAUACAGUACAUGUAAUAAUAUGGACCCCCCCCCCCAAAUGUUUAUUUUUUAUUUGUACAUAAAUGCACUGUAAUUUAAGCUGUAAAACUGCUAAAUUCUCAUGUCAACGUUUGUAGAAUUGCAGGACAUUACGUUUAAAGCUGCAACAAACAAAGAUCUCUCUGCCCCAAUGAUGAAAUGUGUAGAAUUGCAAGAAAUUAGCUUGAAAACUUCGAUGUUUUCUCUCCGAUGCCAAGAGGUGGGCCUUUAAAAUGUUGCUUUCCAGGGCCCGAAAAAUGGUUUGGUCCAGUCAUGCACUGCCGAAGUAAAAGUCAUCGUAUGCUAUAUUUCUCUAACUCGAGUUGUGUUCUAAUUAUGAAUUUGCUAUCACAAAAGAGGUCCCCGGAUACAAUACAAUUCAACCCCUACACUACCACACAACACACCCCAUGCAAAAACAGCAUCCCUGUAUGGUCACAGUGCGGGAUUCCGAUAUAAAUAUAUAUAUAAUUAUAUAGCAUUCUUUUUACUCAGAAAACCAACAAAAAACGUUUGGUGUGCUGUAAAUACACUAUAAUUUCCUCUCUCUCUCUUUCUCGCUCCUCCUCUCUCUCUUUAUCUCCUCCUCCUCCUACCCUACAUCUCCUCCUCCUACUACCCUACAUCUCCUCCUCCUACCCUACAUCUCCCUCUGUCUGUUACUAACUGCCGUACAGUAUAUAAUCUAAAGUCUGCCUGUUUUUACUAAUGCUGAGGGAAAAAUAUCAAUAUCUCGGAAAAUGUGUGUUGCAAUGAAAACCUAAAAGUACUACAAAUAUUUGUAUGAAUUCCGUUUGGAUCCUUCUGUUUUGAUUGUUUUGUUCUGGUGUUUACUUACUGUCAGUGUUAACGGUUUUCAGUGUCUGUUGGUCAGUCCAGGAGUUCAUAUUGUUAUGAUUUAAUUAUGAUUAGUGAUUAUGAUGAUCUAUUUUCUUUAUUUCUGUUGUUAUCCCUGAGGGAUACUGUAGUAGCUCUAAUGAAUAUAAUUAUACCACAUCGCUUCUAUCCUGCUGCUGCAUUCUGGAAUGCUCUCUCUGGCCAACCACCAGCCACUAAACGCUUGCUAUAAUGACAUCACUUAAUGUAAGCGGCUAAUACAGUCACUGCACCUUUUAAAAUGACAUCAUUCCCUGCAAUCUAAUAAAAGAGUCCAGCCAGGCUUGCAGGCAGCAGUUAACCAGGGUACAGUUCAGUGGGCAGGGCACUCUCUCUGCUUCAGGCAUGCAUACUGACACUGAACUUCAUCUCUCUCUCUCUCUGUCUCCCUCUCUCUCUCUCUCUCUCUCUCUCUCUCUCUCUCUCUCUUUGUCCCUUAUCUCUCUCUCUCUGCCCCCCUCUCUCGGCCCCCUCUCUCUGUCCCCUCCUACCUCUCUCUAUAAUUAUCUGCACCCCCCCUCUCUCCAUCUCUCUGACCAUCCUUCCAUCUCUUUGACCUUUCUCUUAAUUGUCUCCCACACACACACUCAGAAAACACAUUUGAAUAACUUCAUAGCUAGCUAGAGCAUUACUAGAUUUGCUCGUUCAGCGAGCUAUUGUCUGAUGCGACCGGCCAGCGCGCCAGCCUGACGUCUGGACUGGACACCAGGGGUCCGUUCUGUUGCUGUUGUUAUAGAAUUGUUAAUUCCGUCUGUGGUAGUUUUGUACACCUAGGGAAUGAUCAGGGAUUGCUUCUAUCUCAUCCCCCAUUGCCAUUUUGCCACCGGGCUGUUGUGGAUGGGAAUAGCCAGAGGUAAUAUCUAUACCAUGGCUACUUCUGUGACUGCACGGCAGCAAAAUUGAGCCCUCUAUCCAGCUCUAUGCGAUCUCUAUGGGAGUAGGUAAUCUAGUGAGUCUGCUGUCGUAAUAAGCUACGGUAUACAGCCUCUCUGGGGAGAGAAAGAGAUGUCUGCAGACGAAAUGGGAGCGUGGUGUCAGUCACUCACAAUGUGUUCAUUUGGCUCGCUCACUUUCUUAAGAGAGGAGUUUCCAUUUGGUGAGUUGCAUUUUCUAAGUAGUCCCAGUCGUACGUAACCUUUGACCUUUCAACUGAUGAGGAGUUGGAACCAGGAAUGUCUGUCUACUUCACGGAAACGAAAGAUAAUAGUAGACCUACUUACUGGAUGUUUCCAACUGGACCUGUAUUUGCUCAUAUCUAUCGUCCUGUCCUAGCUCUAGAAGAUUGCAUGAAAUGUCUGCAUGAGAAAAGAAGGUGGAACACACUAUAGCUUUGACCAAAUGACAAGCCCCUAUAUGAGACGAUCAACCGACUGAUGGAAGUGUUUGACGGCUUGUCCAUAGAAUUAGAAUCAUUCUAGCCAUAUGGGCUUUCCCUACUCCCCAGUCUGCAGACAUCUAUUAUAUUCUAGAACACUCCACGCUUUGGAACGCAUUGCAUUUGUGUGCAGUUACAGCUUUCUGCCACCAGGUGUCAGUGACGAGCAGCUGUUUUUCUUGCUUUGGAACACACUGUCUUACCCCUAUCACCUGUCCACCUUUCUGCUCUCUUUUCUGCACCAUUGUUGGGGGAAUGCUCUUUCUCCACUGCUCUCUCUCUUCUUAUUUUGUAGUAUGUUAUCUUGAAGAAUAGAUUUAAAAAUGAUGUUUAUUUUUCAAAGAAAGGUGUGCAUACUUUUAAAUGUAUUACUUUCAAUUCAAUUGCUAAUCUUUUUUUUUCUUUUUUUAUAAAUAGAUGUUCAAUAUUUUAAGGUUAGAGGGUAGUUUGGCGUAUCUUAUUGUUUCGACAGUCCACCAUUUUUAUAUAAUUUCAUGUAUAUAGUGUUGCCUUUACUGGUUAUUUUUACAAGCACACUGAUACACACUCACACACACAUGUGCAUGAGGUACAUGUAGUCUGUGACUACAGUGUGUUUGUGCGUGCCUGUGUGUGUGUGCGUGCCUGUGUGUGUGUGUGUGUGUGUGUGUGUGUGUGUGUGUGUGUGUGUGUGUGUGUGUGUGUGUGUGAGUUUGUGUAUGAGUGUGUGGUGUGUAUAAUGAUUGACCCAAACAGACUCUGGAGACACUGGAUGCGUCCCAAAUGGCACCCUAUUCCCUAUGUACUGCACUACUUUUGACCAGGCCUCAUAGCCCUUCCCAUAGGGCUCUGAUCAAAAGUAGUGCACUAUAAUAGAAAAUAGGGUGCCAUUUGAGAACGUAGACACUAUCUGUGUUAUUUUCCACAAAAUAUUAUUUUAAUGACGAGUCUACUUUGUUAGCGUUCUUUUUGGAUGAUAAGUCUUCCCUUUGAAUAACUAUCCAUAUCACAUGGGAAUAGUGCUGUCAUGGAUGUUACCUAAUUUGUACUAUUGCUAAUGAUGUCAUCAAGGUGGGACUGCACUAUGGUGAUGAUGUCAUAAUGCCGAGUUCCGUCUCCGUUGGCUGUUCUGAUCGUUCAUACAGUAUUAGCUUUUUUGUUACUAUACCGAUUCAGUUGUUGACUUCAAAUAAACAUGCAUUUGGGUUAACUUCA
Molecule: messenger RNA, 6003 nt
Organism: Oncorhynchus nerka (sockeye salmon)
Lineage: Eukaryota; Metazoa; Chordata; Actinopteri; Salmoniformes; Salmonidae
Product: cell adhesion molecule 3-like
Exons: 11
Coding region: 327-1562 (411 amino acids)
Cellular component (GO): presynaptic membrane
Source: RefSeq, a predicted model, not a curated record